CUACCGUAGUACUGCACCCAGUGUAGUUCAAUCUGAUCCAAGAUGUCUGUUGCGGCAUUGACACGUCGCGUUUUCGGUCAACAAAUACCCAAUUUCGUCGGUUUAACGGUCUCGGUGUUGUCCCAAGUGCCAAAAAGGUGCAAAUGGAAACUCGUGAAGCUACCACAACCGGGCACUGGCAAAGCUUUUCGACGUAUCGUACAUUAUAAGGACCAAUACACGGUGGAACCUUUACAGGUUACGAAUCUAGCAGGCAGGGAUCCUGUUACAGGCAGACUAGUAGCCAAAGGUAUCGGGGGUGGCAUAAAGCACAAGUUUCAUUGGAUCAAGUGGAUCAGGGAUGGACCCAAGGAUCUUAAUGAACCGCCAAAAGAAGAGAAAGUCCUAGAGGUCUUUAAGGACGGUUGUAGAACGAGUUUUGUCGCGUUAGUCGGUACCGGUCGCGAACUCAAAUACAUUUUAGCUACGGAGAACAUGAAGCCGGGCGACAUAAUACGUACUCAUCAGGGAAUACCACGUAAUCCUGUGAGACCCUCGGAGGGAGACGCCUAUCCUCUCGGUGCCUUACCCACGGGAACUCAGGUUCAUUGUGUAGAAAAAUUUCCGGGACUAGGUGGAUUCUUAAUUCACUCUGCCGGCACUGUCGGAACGAUAACGAAGCGAGAGGAGGAUCGCGUGGUAGUACAGAUGCCUAGCAAGAAGCUUUUUAGCCUUCACGAGACGUGCAUGGCUACGGUUGGUCGAUUGUCGAAUAUCGAACACGAUUCCACACCGAUUGGUAGCGCGCAGAAAAAUCGGGAAUUGGGAAAUCGACCCAGGAGUGGUUUGUGGCAACGCAAAACUGGUAGAUUCGGCCGUAAAAUCAAACCACCUCCUCGUGUACAGCGUGUUGGCGAUCCAAAAUACGCACCACCUGAAAUACUAGUUUUGAAUACCAGUCACAAUGCUUGAGCUACUUGAUGAAUACAUUGCCGUAGGUUAAGGUAUAGUAUAAUAAAUGCUCCUUUCAAACACUUAA
Solenopsis invicta (red fire ant) is the source of this 1018-nucleotide messenger RNA. It is a transcript of the gene mRpL2, whose product is annotated as 39S ribosomal protein L2, mitochondrial. Gene Ontology annotation, biological process: cytoplasmic translation. The record is from RefSeq and is a predicted model, not a curated record. Gene Ontology annotation, cellular component: ribosome. The transcript has 2 exons. Gene Ontology annotation, molecular function: RNA binding; structural constituent of ribosome. NCBI's taxonomy places the organism in Eukaryota, Metazoa, Arthropoda, Insecta, Hymenoptera, Formicidae. The coding region runs from base 43 to 951 and encodes 302 amino acids.